UCCUGGGCGGGGACAGUAAGUCAACCUUGGGGAAUGACCUUGAUAUAAGCCUAACAUGCAUAAAUACACGCUGGUUACCUGUUCCCCGACAGGUACUUAUUAUUAUCCUGGAGUAUGAUUGGUAGAUGUGGGGGACGGGUGUAGGGGGGCGGCGCGCCAUUGGUGGAUGGCGGCCCCGGCCCGAGCAUACCUGUGUUGUCAUGGCCGCCCUCAGAGUGUCCUCCUCUCGCCUCAGCAGCUCCCUGAGGGGCGUCCUACACACCCACACGGCAGGCCUCGCCACCACUCCCGCCAUGAAAACAAAAAUAGGGAAAACUAAAUUUAAUAAGGCAAGCAAAGUAGGAGUUAGGAAGGAGUCUGAUACUUUUGGUGAAUUGGAAGUGCCAAAUAACAAAUAUUAUGGAGCGCAAACUGUUCGUUCGGUUUUAAACUUCCCAAUUGGUGGAGAAACGGAACGCAUGCCGCUACCAGUGAUAAAGGCCUUUGGAGUAUUAAAGAAAGCUGCUGCAGAGGUGAACAAAGAGUAUGGCCUCGAAGCAACUAUUGCCGAUACUAUUUCCAAGGCUGCAGAUGAAGUCAUCAGUGGAGAGCUUUACCAGGAACACUUCCCACUGGUCAUCUGGCAGACGGGUUCUGGAACACAGUCGAAUAUGAAUACUAAUGAGGUUAUUGCCAACCGUGCCAUUGAACUCCUGGGUGGAACGUUGGGCUCAAAGUCUCCUGUCCAUCCAAAUGACCAUGUUAAUAAGAGUCAGAGCUCAAAUGAUACCUACCCAACGGCAAUGCACAUUGCAACUGCUGUUGAAAUUCAUAAAACACUUUUGCCUGGUCUGGAGGCCUUGCAUAAAGCUUUAGAUGACAAGGCCAAGCAGUAUGCCGACAUUAUCAAGAUUGGCCGUACUCAUACUCAGGAUGCUACACCCCUAACACUUGGCCAAGAAUUUAGUGGUUAUGCUCAACAAAUAGAAUUUGGUAUUGAAAGAGUAAAAGUCUGCCUACCACGUCUUUACAUGUUGGCAGCUGGUGGAACAGCUGUUGGCACUGGACUCAACACCAGGAUUGGCUUUGCUGAGAAAAUUGCUGCCAAGGUGUCUGAACUUACUGGCCUUCCUUUCGUGACUGCUCCAAACAAGUUUGAAGCCCUCGCAGCUCACGACGCCAUGGUGGAGGUUUCGGGUGCACUGAAUGUGCUAGCGUGCUCCAUAAUGAAAAUUGCCAAUGACAUCAGGUUUCUUGCAUCUGGUCCUCGUUGUGGCUUAGGAGAGAUUUCUCUACCAGAAAAUGAACCUGGCUCCUCUAUCAUGCCUGGUAAAGUGAACCCCACCCAGUGUGAAGCUAUUACCAUGGUGGCUGCCCAGGUGAUGGGCAAUCAUGUUGCCGUCACUGUUGGUGGCUCCAAUGGUCAUUUUGAACUGAAUGUCUUCAAGCCGAUGAUGGUUGCCAAUGUAUUAAGGUCCAUCAGACUGCUUGGGGACAGUUGCCAUGCCUUUGUUAAUAACUGUGUGGUGGGCAUUGAAGUGAACCACGAGCGUAUACACAAACUUCUCCACGAGUCUCUGAUGCUUGUCACUGCCCUCAACCCACAUAUUGGAUAUGACAAG
This is a messenger RNA of Procambarus clarkii (red swamp crayfish), 1601 nucleotides long. The record is from RefSeq and is a predicted model, not a curated record. Lineage: Eukaryota; Metazoa; Arthropoda; Malacostraca; Decapoda; Cambaridae.